Molecule: messenger RNA, 2532 nt
Organism: Nomascus leucogenys (northern white-cheeked gibbon)
Lineage: Eukaryota; Metazoa; Chordata; Mammalia; Primates; Hylobatidae
Gene: GP1BA
Product: glycoprotein Ib platelet subunit alpha
Molecular function (GO): protein binding
Source: RefSeq, a predicted model, not a curated record
AUGCCUCUCCUCCUCUUGCUGCUCCUGCUGCCAAGCCCCUUACACCCCCACCCCAUCUGUGAGGUCUCCAAAGUGGCCAGCCACCUAGAAGUGAACUGUGACAAGAGGAAUCUGACAGCGCUGCCUCCAGACCUGCCGAAAGACACAACCAUCCUCCACUUGGGUGAGAACCUCCUGUACACCUUCUCCCUGGCAACCCUGAUGCCUUUCACUCGCCUCACUCAGCUGUACCUAGAUAACUGCGAGCUCACCAAGCUCCAGGUCGAUGGGACGCUGCCAGCGCUGGGGACCCUGGAUCUAUCCCACAAUAAGCUGCAACGCCUGCCCUUGCUAGGGCAGACACUGCCUGCUCUCACCAUCCUGGACGUCUCCUUCAACCGGCUGACCUCGCUGCCUCUUGGUGCCCUGCGUGGUCUUGGCGAACUCCAAGAGCUCUACCUGAAAGGCAAUGAGCUGAAGACCCUGCCCCCAGGGCUCCUGACACCCACACCCAAGCUGGAGAAGCUGAGUCUAGCUAACAACAACUUGACUGAGCUCCCCGCUGGGCUCCUGAAUGGGCUGGGGAAUCUCGAUACCCUUCUCCUCCAAGAGAACUCGCUGUAUACGAUACCAAAGGGCUUUUUUGGGUCCCACCUCCUGCCUUUUGCUUUUCUCCACGGGAACCCCUGGUUAUGCAACUGUGAGAUCCUCUAUUUUCGUCGCUGGCUGCAGGACAAUGCCGAAAAUGUCUACGUAUGGAAGCAAGGUGUGGACGUCAAGGCCAUGACCUCUAACGUGGCCAGUGUGCAGUGUGACAAUUCAGAUAAGGUUCCCGUCUACAAAUACCCAGGAAAGGGAUGCCCCACCCUUGGUGAUGAAGGUGACACAGACCUAUAUGAUUACUACACAGAAGAGGACACUGAGGAUGAUAAGGUGCAUGCCACAAGGACUGUGGUCAAGUUCCCCACCAAAGCCCAUACAACCCCCUGGGGUCUAUUCUACUCACGGUCUACUGCUUCUCUGGACAGCCAAAUGCCCUCCUCCUUGCAUCCAACACAAGGAUCCACUAAGGAGCAGCCCACAUUCCCAGCUAGAUGGAUCCCAGAUUUCACACUUCACAUGGAAUCCGUCACAUUCUCCAAAACUCCAAAAUCCACUACUGAACCAACCCCAAGCCCGACCACCUCAGAGCUCGUCCUGGAGCCCACCAGAAGCCCAACCACCCCAGAGCCCACUCCAAGCCUGAACACCUCAGAGCCCACCCCAGAGCCCACCCCAGAGCCCACCCCAAGCCCGACCACCCCGGAGCCCACCCCAGAGCCCACCCCAAGCCCGACCACCCCGGAGCCCACCCCAGAGCCCACCCCAAGCCCGACCACCCCGCAGCCCACCCCAGAGCCCACCCCAAGCCCAACUAUCGCAGAGCCCACCCCAGAGCCCACCCCAAGCCCAACUAUCGCAGAGCCCACCUCAGAGCCCGCCCCAAGCCCGACCAUCUCCACAAGCCCGACCAUCCCAGAGUCUGCCACAAGCCUGACCGCUCCAAAAAGCAUCAUAUUUUUAACUACCUCAAAACCCAUAUCACUCUUAGAAUCCACCAAAAAAACCCUCCCUGAAUUUGAUCAGCCACCAGAGCUCCGUGGGGUGCUCCAAGGGCAUUUCGAGAGCUCCAGAAAUGACCCUUUUCUCCACCCCGACUUUUGCUGCCUCCUCCCCUUGGGCUUCUAUGUCUUGGGUCUCCUCUGGCUGCUCUUUGCCUCUGUGGUCCUCAUCCUGCUGCUGACCUGGGUCGGGCAUGUGAAACCACAGGCCCUGGACUCUGGCCAAAGUGCUGCUCUGGCCACAGCCAUGCAAACCACACAUCUGGAGCUGCAGCGGGGACGGCAAGUGACAGUGCCCCGGGCCUGGCUGCUCUUCCUUCGAGGCUCGCUCCCCACUUUCCGCUCCAGCCUCUUCCUGUGGGUACGGCCUAAUGGCCAUGUGGGGCCUCUAGUGGCAGGAAGGAGGCCCUCGGCUCUGAGUCAGGGUCGUGGUCAGGACCUGCUGGGCACAGUGAGCAUUAGGUACUCUGGCCACAGCCUCUGAGGGUGGGAGGUUUGGGGACCCUGAGAGAAGAGCCUGUGGGCUCUCCUAUUGGAAUCUAGUUGGGGGUUGGAGGGGUAAGGAACACAGGGUCAUGGGGAAGGGGUCUUAAUUCCUUUUUCUGUAUCAGAAGUCCUCUCUUCACACCACAGGCACACAAUUUCAGUCCCAGCAAAGCAGAAGGGGUUAAUGACAUGGAAUUGGGUGGGUCACAGGACAAAGCUCCCGACGCUGCAUGGGGCGCUGCCAGACCUCACGGUGAACCAUUUUGGCAGAAUACAGCAUGGUUCCCACGUGCAUCUAUGCACAGAAGAAAAUCUGGAAAGUGAUUUAUCAGGAUGUGAGCACUCAUUGUGUCUGGAUGUUACAAAUAUGGGUGGUUUUAUUUUCUUUUUCCCUGUUUAGCAUUUUCUAGUUUUCCAUUAUAAUUGUAUAUUAUCUGUAUAAUAAAAAAUAAUUUCAGGGUUGGGA